AUGAAUGGAAUAGGAGCGGUCGUAUUUUCACGCUUGGUUUCCACGUCUGAAGACAGAUCUCUGUGCGUCAGGACUGAUGCCUCCGAUCGUCAUACAUCGGUUUUGCGUGCAGCAUCUGCUCGUCACAUGGUGCCGACAUCUUCAGGAAUCUCCAGAUCAGUCCUCAAGCCUCGACACCCACUCUAUCUGGCCGCGUUCAAUGUCCGCACUCUGAAGCAAGCAGGACAACAAGCUGCUCUUGCACUCACACUGGACUCGCUUGGCAUUGAUGUGUGCUGUGUCUCAGAAACGAGAAUUCAAGAUGCAAGCACAGUGAUUGAGCUAACCGGCCCGUCAGUCUCCACUCGCUUCCGGCUGCGCACGUCUGGUGAUCCAGAGGCUGCUUCGGUGGGAUAUGCAGGGGUUGAUAUUGUGCUAAGUCACCGGGCGGAAGUAUCCUUACUUGACUGGAUACCUGUUGAUAGUCGCCUCUGUGCGGUUCGUCUGGCAACGUCUGUGAAGGAGUCUCACAAGCGGCAAGUUGAUAGAUGUCUGUUUAUCGUGUCUGCCUAUGCCCCAACUGAUUGUAGCUCUGACACCGUCAAAGACAGGUUUUACGACGCCCUGAAUGCUCUGCUGCGGCGAGCUAAAAGCUCAGACAUUGUGGUGGUUGCCGGAGAUAUGAAUGCGCAAGUGGGCGGGCUCAGUGCAUCUGAGACUCAAUUGGUAGGUCGACAUGGACUGGACUCGUUACGUACGGACAAUGGGGAACGAUUGCUUCAGCUGUGUGCUGAUCGCAGGCUGUUUUUGUGCAGUACUAACUUCCGAAAUAGCCGAAGUCGUCUGGCCACUUGGUGCCCUCCUACAACAGGUCGGCCACAAACUCAAAUCGACCACGUUGCCAUCAGUUACCGAUGGCGCGGGUCCAUAACUGACUGCCGGUCGUUUUGGAACACAUUUGUGGACUCUGACCACGCGCUCGUCCGGAGUCGCUUCGCCCUACGUUUCCCGGGGUCGCGUAAGGUGCGGACAAAUCGCAUGGCAACUGAAAGACUGGCAGAUCCGGAUGUCAGACGAACUUACAAGAAUCGUCUUCUAGAGUCUCUUCCAAAUGCUCCACCAUCAGAUGUGAACUCAUACUGGGAUGAAAUUGCCAACUCUUUGCGUAGUGCUUGGAAUUUUGCCUGUGGCACGACCCAACCAGGCGCACUCAAGCACUGGAUAUUAGACCGAACGGUGGCACUACUUAAAUCUCGAAAAAUGAAAGUGAGCUUGCGAUCCGACCGUGAAGUAUGGUGGACACAGAAAGCCAAAGAAAUGGAAGAGGCUCAGAAAGCUGGUAAUGCCCGGAGAUUAUUUCAGUUGAUCCGCGUGACCGGUCCCCGGAAACCAACUGUGAGCGAAACUAUCACACAUCAGAAUGGAACGAUCAUCUCAAACAAAGAAGAACGCCCCGACCGAUGGGCUGAAUACUUCGAACAACAAAUGUCUUGGCCACCAGCCGGCACUUAUCUAGAGCCCACAGGUGAAGUAGAACCCUGGACGGUGAAUGUGGAACCACCUACGGCCUCGGAGGUUUACGACUGCCUGUGUUCUCUCAAGGGCCACCGCGCUCCCGGUCCGGAUGACCUUCCACCCGCACUGUUCGAAGACGUGGGUGAAAUCCUCAGUGAAGUAGAACCCUGGACGGUGAAUGUGGAACCACCUACGGCCUCGGAGGUUUACGACUGCCUGUGUUCUCUCAAGGGCCACCGCGCUCCCGGUCCGGAUGACCUUCCACCCGCACUGUUCGAAGACGUGGGUGAAAUCCUCAGUCAGUGCUUAUCCGAUCUGUUUGCUUGCAUUUGGGAAAGGGAGUCUAUCCCAGACAACCGGGGAGAAUCGGUGAUAGUGCCCGUUUUCAAAAAAGGGGCGCAUAGUGAGCGUGGUAACCAUAGGGGGAUCAGCUUCAACCCGGUUUUAACGUCAAUUGUGCUUCGUCGCCUUACGGUGGCUCGCGAGAAUGGUAUAUCCCUGAAUCUGAAGGGACGUGUGUAUCAAGCUACAGUGCGGGCUGUUUUGUUGUAUGGCUGUGAGACUUUGCCUAUUCGAGCAGCGGAACUGAGACGUCUUCAGGUGUUCGAUAAUCGUUGUCUCAGAACCAUAGCUCAUGUGGGUUGGUGUCGGCGAAUCCGUGACGAGGCAAUUAGAGAGCGCGUUUUCGGUUGUGUAACGGGAACUUCCAAUGAAGAAUGUGUCCAGCCCCAGAAACUGCGUUGGUUGGGACAUGUGUUACGCAUGCCUAACCAUUGUUUGCCGAAGACAGUGCUGUUUUCCACGCCCAACUCAGAGUGGCGUAAACAGAGAGGUGGCCAACCCUUCACUUGGCAGAGGAGUAUGAAGGAGAUCACGAAAGGCUUGGGUGCUGUCGGUGCUACUCGCCUUCCAGGAUCGGGACCGCGUGAUCCUUACUGUGCCUGGUUGGAGACACUAUACGAUAUGGCUACCAACCGAUGUCAGUGGCGUUCUUGUCAGUUUCUAUCCAGAUUGCCUGACUGA
Molecule: messenger RNA, 2517 nt
Organism: Opisthorchis viverrini
Lineage: Eukaryota; Metazoa; Platyhelminthes; Trematoda; Opisthorchiida; Opisthorchiidae
Exons: 5
Coding region: 1-2517 (838 amino acids)
Molecular function (GO): catalytic activity
Source: RefSeq, a predicted model, not a curated record